UUUCCUCACACCGUGCAGCAUCCCCUACAGGAGCGCUCCUUUAUUAGCUGCCCGCCUCUAUAUAAGCUUCGGUUGUGGGGGCGUUGAACCCAAUCCUGCCAAGAUAAAGAGCCUCGUAAGAGAAGAGACAGCGCCCAAAUGCCUUGCUGGUGCCUGCACGGGGCGGCUUUCCUGCCCUCUAUUCUAGUCAUCUGGUCCUCCGCUGGCUUUCUCUUCACCUAUAUCAUCUCGGUGCUGAUUGGUCACGUGCCGCCCUUUGUCCCCUAUAUAAGUGACACAGGUUCUUCACCUCCUGAAAGCGGUGUUUUUGGUUUUAUGAUCAGUGUGUCUGCCAUGUUGGGGGCAGCUACAAUGUUUACCAGAUAUAAGAUAUUAGAGAAGCAAAACCAUUCCAUUGAUUUUCUGCCUUGUUACUUCAAUAAGAUUUCAUUAGCCAUUGGAUGGUUUGGCUGCAUUGGCAUGGGCAUUGUUGCUACUUUUCAGGAAAUGGCUGUCCCUGCUGUGCAUGAUGCUGGAGCACUUAUAACAUUCAUCUGUGGUGUGCUGUAUAUUUUAUUACAGUCAUUUAUCUCCUACAAGUCCUGCCCUACUUGGAACUCAAGAUUCACAUGUCAUAUAAGAAUGGCCAUUUCUGUGAUAGCAUUUAUUGCUGUGGUACCCAUGAGUGUUUUUUCUGUGUUAGGUGGAAGAAAACGGCUUGAUUGGAAACCAAGUGAUGAGGGAUAUCCCUAUCACCUAACAAGUGCUAUCUGUGAAUGGACAGUGGCAUUUGGAUUUAAUAUGUAUUUCCUUACAUUCAUCAGAGAUUUUCAGGGUGUAAGUAUACACAUUUCAACAGAAAUACAUGAAGACUUUUGA
Molecule: messenger RNA, 858 nt
Organism: Xenopus laevis (African clawed frog)
Lineage: Eukaryota; Metazoa; Chordata; Amphibia; Anura; Pipidae
Gene: dram1.S
Product: DNA damage regulated autophagy modulator 1 S homeolog
Exons: 7
Coding region: 139-858 (239 amino acids)
Biological process (GO): regulation of autophagy
Cellular component (GO): lysosome; endomembrane system
Source: RefSeq, marked validated